UGAACGGUCAGAUACUAUAAAAGGCAAUUUACCAAUUUAAGUGAGAAAUAGAAAAGCAAGCAAACCAACUUUUUUUUUUCUUUUCUUUUCUUUCUUUCUUACUUGACCUCGUUUUGCCCCUCAUGGCCUAUGAAAGCCAACCUUUAGAACAGUAUGGUGAAUGGACAAUGGAAAGAGUUUUGCGUUGGCUUGAUAGUAAUAGCUUCCAAUCUGUCAUGGAAGUGUUUCAAGCAAAGCAUAUCUGUGGAAAAGCAUUUUUAGAAAUUGACAUGUCGUUCUUAAUGUCUUUACAGAAUGAACUCAUGUUGUCUUAUACUGAAAAACGUCGACUUGCACACGCAAUCAAAGCUUUAAAAGCAACAGAAGACAAUCAUUAUACACGUACCCGUCCAUCCAAUCGAUAUCAGUCACCUUCCGAUACACCUGUUCCACUUAUACCUGAACGCACCUCAUCAAACAAUGAGCAAGUGUUGGAUUGGAUGAAGUCUUUUAAUAUACCAAAACGGACAUUGGUGACGAAUGCAAGAAACAUGAAUCGAUAUCCUGUCCAGACUGUUCGACAUAGCGCCAAUCAUCCUCGAGUGACAGAACAAGAAGGUGCAUGGAAAUUUGUCAGAAGAAGACCACCCACUCUCUUGGAUCAUCCAGUACCAUUACCUCCACAAGCACCUCAACAGAGUAUUCAUGUCACAAGGGAUUCUGAUACAUUUCAUAGUCUACAAGUAUCUGGGAUGCAUGAUCCUCGUUUGAUCAAGAAUGCUAUACUCAGAAAAUUAGGCUUGGAAGGAAGUUGUGAACGAUACUUGUUUUAUCAUGAAAACGGAAAGCAAUCAGAAACACCAUUGACAGACAGUGAAUUAUCUCAUUUAUGUCAAAUAUCAGAUCACACUUCAACCAACCGUAUCCUGGUUAAACCCAAGGCAGAGAAACCGUUAGAAAGAUAUCGAUCUUAUACACAGGAUGGGACUAUAUGUUAUGACUUUGCUAUGCCCACCACAAGGCAAGUAAAUGAAUGCAACAACAUAAGCCAAAUAACUUCCAAUAGGCAUUAUUACAACGAGAGAUCCAUGAGCAACAAUGAUUAUGAUUUAAAUGUCAAUCGAUCUCGCUAUGAACCUAGCAUGAUUUCACCCAUAAAUGGCAAUAACCAAUUUAGCGUGUCACAUUCACCACUUGAAGAGACCAACGAAUCAUGGCAUCAAGACAAAAUAUCUUUAUGGGCAGUCAAACCAUCCAAGAGCGAGACAACAAAGGAAACAUCACUCUGGGCUGUUCCUCCACAAUCACAACCACAACCAUCCACAUCUAAGAGUGAUACACUAAAAGAACCACCUUCUUUGUGGGCAGUGCCACCCUCGAAUGAACCAGUGAAAGAGCCACCUUCUUUGUGGGCAGUGCCACCCUCGAAUGAGCCUGUCAAAGAGUCACCCUCUUUAUGGGCAGUGCCACCCUCGAAUGAACCAGUGAAAGAGCCACCCUCUUUAUGGGCAGUUCCUCCUCAACCUGCGCUUUCAAAGAGCGAAACAACAACAACAACAACAACAAAAGAAUCUCCUUCAUUAUGGGCUAUAGUACCUCGUUCAGAACCCGCGAAAGAACCUUCACUUUGGGCAGUUGCUCCUCAACCCACCAUUUCCAAAAGUGAAACGACGCAUGAUUCCCCUUCACUAUGGGCAGUCCACCCACAACCCACUAAAAGUGACUCUGUGAAAAAAGACACACAAGGUUUAUGGGCAAUUCCACCACCUACUACACCUCAGUUUGGAUCCGAGAAUUUAAACUUACAUCCCAGUAUCAAGAAGACACGCGGUGUUCAAUUUGCAGAUGAAGACAAUGAGAGUGUGGCAAGUGCGCCUGCGAUAGAAGAAGGGGUUGAAUCCAUCAAUUUAUCUGAUCCACCCAAUAUGCACCAUACGCACUCAGCUCAGCAAUUAUCCAUUGAUACGUCUGUAGAGGAUCGCACAACGCCUCUCUCUUCUCCUUCUGGCAUGACAAGUGAUGAAGAAAACUGGGCUGAACGUCCUACAGUCGAACGUCUUUAUCGCAACAUUGAUAAGUAUUUACCUGGUCAUGAUCUAGACAAAGAAAUCAUUGUGGAUUCAACACAGCCUAAUCCUACACCCACUGUCAUGACAACACCCGGUGUGGAUGGUGCUACCAUGGUGACUGCUUUACCCCCAGGUCGCCGUUUGGGUGGCCACAAGAAAUCAAUCCGUCAUGUAGCCAAUGAAGCCCAUCGCAAUUGGCGUAAUGCAGUCAAUGUGAUCCGUGCCAAUAAUAAUCUGAUGCGCCGACGUAGCACGAAAAUGUGGCAUCGUGCAGUGGAACAAGUCAAGCCAGGCAUGAAGCUCCAGACAGACAGUAAGCCCAAGUCGCGUAAAUUACAAUGGAUUCGUGGUGAAUUGAUUGGCAAGGGAUCCUUUGGUCGAGUCUAUCAUGCACUGAAUGUGGAAGCAGGUGAAUGGAUUGCUGUCAAACAAGUUGAUUUGCCUUCUACAAAAGCUGAUUAUGCUAACCCACAAAUGAGAGAAAUGAAAGAUGCCUUGUUUCGAGAAAUUUCUUUGUUGGAGGAUUUGGAUAAUGAAUAUAUUGUUCAAUACUUGGGUUAUGAUAUGGAUGAAGAAGAAGGUCAUAUCAAUAUCUUUUUAGAAUAUGUGCCUGGUGGUAGUAUUGCUUCUUGUCUUUUAAAGACGGGUAAAUUUGAAGAACCUUUGGUGCGUUUCUUAACACAACAAAUCCUGAUGGGUCUUGCUUAUCUUCAUAACAGAAACAUUCUACAUCGAGAUAUCAAAGCAGGUAAUAUCUUGCUGGACCAACAUGGUGUUUGUAAAAUCACUGAUUUUGGUCUAUCUAAACUCAGUGGACAAGACAAGGCUUAUGAUCCUCAUUCAAACAACUCUGUCAUGAGAGGAACUGUGUUCUGGAUGGCACCUGAAGUAGUGAAAGGCACAAAUUACAAUGCUAAAGUGGAUAUUUGGAGUUUGGGGUGUACUGUGAUUGAGAUGUUGACAGGCAAUCAUCCUUGGCUUGAUUUAAACAUGCUGGCAGCACUCUAUAGUCUUGGUAAAUAUCAAGCACCUCCUAUACCUGAAGAUCUAAGUCAAUAUGCAAAAGAUUUCCUUGCUCAAUGUUUUAUCAUUAAUCCUGAAGAUAGACCUACAGCAGAACAACUCCUUGCUCAUCCAUUUGUUCAACCUGAUCCUUCUUUUGAAUUUAAGAAAUACAUGAAAAAAGCAGAAAUUGAAAGAAGAGCAUCCAAACGGUUACCAGCUAUUUCUGUGGAAUAAUACAUAAUUUAUUAUGAUCUAUAUAAACU
Messenger RNA from Gilbertella persicaria, 3316 nucleotides. RefSeq lists its product as uncharacterized. Gene Ontology annotation, biological process: protein phosphorylation. The coding region runs from base 123 to 3287 and encodes 1054 amino acids. Lineage: Eukaryota; Fungi; Mucoromycota; Mucoromycetes; Mucorales; Choanephoraceae. The record is from RefSeq and is a predicted model, not a curated record. Gene Ontology annotation, molecular function: ATP binding; protein binding; protein kinase activity. The transcript has 8 exons.